UUCGAAGAAGUGGAUCUCUCUCCGCAUCCGCAUCUCCGCACUCGCCUCGCAUCGCAUCGCAUCCGCAUCGCAUCCGCAUAUCCGCGUCCACUUCUCUCUGCCGCGCGUGUGUGUGUUUGUGUGUUAGUGCGUCGCUCGAAGUGAACGACCAACUUUUUUAAUAUCGAGCAAAAUGCACCGAAAAUAAAUGCACGGCAGCAAAACGAAAACCAAAACGAAAACGAAAUCAAAUACAAUACAACGCAACGCAACGCAACGCAAUCAGUGAAACAAAGCACCGACUAUCAGCGAAUUUCAAAAACUCUCCUUAAUGGCAGACCUGUGACAAAGUGAGGAGCCAACCGAAACGCCCAGCAAACCAAAACACAAUUACAACUCAACAUCCAAAACUAACUGCUGAUUUAGCAAAAGCACCGCCACCACCGAGUCACCACAGAGCCACCACAGAGCCACCACAGACGACAUGGAGCACAUAAUGAACCCGUUCAUGUCACCGGCUUAUCUGCUGGGCCAUGGCCCACAUCCCCACCAGCAUGUGCACUCCCACGGGCCGGGGCCACUCCCCCAGCCCCAGCCCCAUGCCGCCGCCUCUCCGGCCAGCUCGCCCGGCGGAUCCAGUGGCUCCGGAUCGGGAUCGGGAUCGGGAUCCGGAUCGGCAUCAGGCUCCGGAUCCUCGUCGAAGCCGCGGCGCUGGGGCUCGCCGCCCAUCAACCUGGCCGGGCAGUUCAUCAACCCGGCGACGGGCAAGAAGCGGGUGCAGUGCUCCAUCUGCUUCAAGACCUUCUGCGACAAGGGCGCCCUCAAGAUCCACUUCUCGGCGGUGCACCUGCGCGAGAUGCACAAGUGCACGGUGGAGGGCUGCAACAUGGUGUUCAGCUCGCGACGCUCGAGGAACCGCCACAGCGCCAAUCCGAAUCCCAAGCUCCACUCGCCGCACAUCCGGCGCAAGAUCUCGCCCCACGACGGGCGGACGGCCCAGCAGUUCCCGGUCUUCUCGCCGAGCACAGCCGCCGCGGCGGCCGCCGUCGCCGGACGCCUCCCGGUGGCCUUUCCCGGCCUGUUGCCCCCGCCGCCGCCGCACCACGGCCACGCCCACGCUCACGCCCACCACCCGUACGUCAUGUUCGGCGGACAGGCGGGCCUGCACGGACUGGGCCUGCUGCCCAGCUGCCAGGAUGCCGACCCGGAGGCGGACCACGAGCCGGACGCCGAUACCGAGGACGAGGCGGACUUUGUGUACGUGGACAUGCAGGCCAACAGCUCCAGUCCGGCGGCCUCCAGCGAGGACCACGAGGACCAGGAGGAGCAGGAGGAGCAGGAGGAGCAGGAGGAGCUGCACCAGGAGCAGGACGAGGAGAUGCACUGCAGCCUGAGCCUGGCCAGCAGCAGCAGCAGCAGCACCGCCGCCGAGGAGGAGCGGGCCGACCAGCCGCUCGACUUUAGCCUGCACAAGCGCCGCAAGUCGGAGCAGGAGCAGGAGCAGGAUCGCGAGGCCGUUCAAAAAGAUCACCAAGAGCGGGAGCAGGAGUCGGACAAGGAGCAGGAGGACAAGGAGGACAAGGAGGACAAGGAGCUGGAGCGCGAGAAGCGCUCGCCCACCGACGCCUUCUCCAUGGACCAGCUGCUGGGCAAGCGGAGGCGUCACAACAGCAGCACCACCAGCACCACCAGCUCCGCCUGCUCAUCCGCCACCGCCACCAACGCCAACGCCUCCACCAGCACCAGUCCCAGUCACCCCGUCAUCCUGCCUCCAACGAGCAUCAAGAUGGAGCUGGACCUGGAGGGCGACUACCUGGCCAACCGGCGUCCAGUGCUGCCCCUGCCCGUGCUGGACCUCGAGGAGCGGCACCACUUGCGCCUGCUCCAAACCCAGAUGUUCGCCGCCGCAGCGGCCGCCGCCGCUGCCCAGCCACCGCUUGGUUCGGGAUCGGGAUCGCCUUCAGCGUCGCCCGUGGACUUGGCCAAGGAUUCGCCACCCAUGUGGAGCCUUCUGUCCGAGAUGUACCGCUCAAUGCUGCUCAAGUCGCAGCAGCAGCAGCAUCAGCAGCAGCACCUCCACCACCAGGCGCAGCCGCACCACCCGGAGCAGCUGCUCCACCUGACCCACCACCACGCGGAGCAGCACCACCUGGCCCACCACCACCACCUGGGCCAUGGCCACCAGCACCACCAGCAGUCGCCGCAGCAGCAGUCGCCGGCGGCCACGAACGCGCCGAUUUCCGUCUAGGCUCGCAAAGAUACUCUAGAUGAUUUCCUUAGUCAAAUUUGUUUUUCUUUUUUUUUUUAAUCGUAUUUUAAGGAUACGUUUGGGGAGGCUGCUGACGGGCAGGUACGGGGUCGUGCUAAAGCUGGACCAUUAAAUGGCUGGCACUCCUCCUCAGGCACGCCCCUGCCCCCGCGAACCCCCGCCCCCCUCCCCCUCCUGUAAACUGGAAUUGCUCCAAAACUAAGCUUUUUCUGCUCGUACGUGUGUUAUAUGGAUUUUUUUUCUUAUGUAUAAUGUUUAAUGUAUAAUGUAUAAUGUAUAAUGUAUUGUGUAUGCCGUAGUGCGACAUCUGAGUGUAUAGUAUUCAAUCCGUUCCUCGGUGUGUGAGUGUGUGUGUGUGUGGAUGCCUGGGGGGUGUGUGUGUGCGAGUGUGAAUGUGAAUGUGAAUGGGAUCCUGGAUGGGAUCCGCAAAGUCUAUCAUCUGAAAAGCGGGCUGGGCAGUGCAGAAGUGAGAAGUGGGAAGUGAGAAGCGAGAAUCGCGAAUCGCGAAUCGGGGAACGAUCUGCCCCUCGAUCGGUGUACAACGAAGUAUUGAUAUUUAUAAAGAAAUAUAUUAUGAAUACAUAUAUUAAAUAGUUUUAAGACAAUUUUUUUCGUAGCCAUUAAUAAACUAUGUAUUGUAUAACUGGAUGUACUAACGGCAAGCAACUUCUAUAUUGAAACAUAUCCCUUGUGUUAAAGAGUCCCCAGUCCCCAGUCCCCAGUCCCCAUCCCCGAGUCCAUAGGUGAACGAAAUGUUAUUGCUCCCACAAGCGAAAAUUCCUCCCGACGAUUAUGUACUGUAUUUCAACAAUAUUUUAAGUUUUAUUUACAAUAAACAAAGGCAAAAUUGAAGAAACGUGAAAUCAAA
Molecule: messenger RNA, 3116 nt
Organism: Drosophila gunungcola (fruit fly)
Lineage: Eukaryota; Metazoa; Arthropoda; Insecta; Diptera; Drosophilidae
Product: protein disconnected
Exons: 2
Coding region: 464-2227 (587 amino acids)
Biological process (GO): regulation of DNA-templated transcription
Cellular component (GO): nucleus
Source: RefSeq, a predicted model, not a curated record